AUGCUGUUCAGUACUGAAGCAGAUCUCGUUCUCGUAAGUGCGUUGUGUUGUUUUAUCGCGGUGGGUACUUUUGUACUCGGUGCCUGGGGUUCGUUUGCCUUCGUGCUAAGAUCUAUCUUUUUGCCGUUCACUACGCCCAUCCUCCUCACUUCCGGGUCGGUUACCACCCCUUGCGAGGGUACUGAAAGCUCUCGGUGGGCAAAUCAAACACAGAAACUAAAUCCCAUCAGACCAGACCAGACCAGACCGAGAUCUGACCGUCGAAACUGCACCUGUGUGUAGAAGCAUCUUCGGGAGAGCUUCAAGAGUGAGCUGCUGCUGUUAUUGUUAUUGUUGUUAGGUCGGACCUAGCCGUCGGCGCGCCAGAGUCGCGUCGUACAGUUUUGAUAAGUAAUUUAACCCGACGAUUUCACACACCGACCGCCGCCAGCUGAGCGGUAAUGAAUUAAAUUUGUUACUUACUCAUUUAAUUAAUAUAGUCUAAUUAAUGAGCGUGAGAAGUGUUUGCUGCUUUUUUCCUACUGCUGCCAUUCGUUCCCUUCGGCUUCCUUCGGCCAUUUAAGUUUCUCGGUGAAGGUGAAUGUGAAUUCUUGCAACGGACGCGCACACACAUUGAUUUCUUUUUGUCGGAAGAAAAGGUGGAGUAGCGUGAAAGUGAAUCUCGCCCACGGGUGGUGCCAAUUGGAGUCUGUGAUCUUGAGUCCGUCGUUUUUGGUCGAAAGUGAUGCAUAAUUAAACAGAGCUUAGGGGAAAUGGAUAUGCGUAAUUAAGUGAAGGUGUGUGUGCACGCGCGUGUUUGUGUUGCAGUAGACAGUAUUUCCGCUCCAGCAGUGUUCCUAAUCCUACCGUGUUUGGUGAUGAGUUGCAUCCGUACACCACUGAGCCACUGAUGACUGCUUUCUGUCGUAGAAUGUUGAAAGUGAAACUCUGCCUGAUCAUGAAAAGCAUCAAAUUUAUUGGAUGAUUGUUGUGCAACAGUGCGAGUACGGAAGUAGAAUAAAAGGAAGAAGUUCCAGACAAGUUAAACUAACGAAAUAUUGUGCCAAAACGGUACUAAAACUUCAAGCUGUCGACGCUUUCCAUAAGAAACUUCUCAGCAAACAUGCUGAACAAUCUGAGCGCUGCCGGCCUGGGAGGACCGAAGGAGUGCGACCUAUCGAAGGGAGGCCUCACCUCACUGCACGGUGCCAACAGCUUCGGUUCGCCACCAAACUCGGCCGGUUCGGAUAGCAACGGUAAUCGGUUGCACGUCAACAGCGGUGGAUCGACCGGCGGAGGAGGCGGCGGAGGUCUUUGCGAGCCACACAACAUCCACCAGGAUCAGAACACUGACAAAAAUGGCAAACAGAAAAGGCAUCGGACACGUUUUACACCGGCUCAGCUGAACGAAUUGGAACGGUGCUUCUCGAAGACGCACUAUCCGGAUAUUUUCAUGCGAGAGGAGAUUGCCAUGCGGAUCGGUUUGACCGAAUCGCGCGUACAGGUUUGGUUUCAGAACCGACGAGCCAAAUGGAAGAAGCGGAAGAAGACCACCAACGUUUUCCGGACACCUGGUGCCCUCCUACCCUCGCACGGUUUGCCGCCCUUCGGAGCCAAUAUAACCAACAUAGCGAUGAGUGAAAGCUUAUGCGGAACAUCGAUGUUCGGCGGCGAUCGCUGGGGAGUGGGAGUCAACCCGAUGACUGCUGGAUUCGGUCAGCUGAAUCAAACCUCUUCCCUUUCGUCCUCGCUCAACAGUGGGUUAAACUCGGGAAUCAAUAUCUCCUCCGCCAUGGGAGCCGGCGGUUACCACAACUAUGGACUGAACGCUUUGGAUAUUCCAUUCGCAGGUGAUACCAUGAUGUACCAGCACUCGGUAAGUGGCGUUGGUUGCACCGGAAGUUCACCCACCUCCACCCCGCCAAACAUUAAUGCUUGCUCGUCAUCUACGCCACCACUAACCAGUGGACAACAGCAGCAACAGCAGCAGCAACAACAGCAGCAACAGCAACAACAGCAACAGCAAGGUGCUAGUCAGAAUGAUACCAACGCCAACGGAGAUAUGUCGAGCCAACCAGGUGCCAAUCAGCACAGCAUCUCCAAUUGUCAGGGUCUCGGCUCUGGCACUCCGGAUGGGGACGAUGACGUCUGGCGAGGUCACAGCAUAGCCGCCCUGCGGAGACGCGCCUCGGAACUGAACCAGACGAUGCCGUCGUAUCUGCAUGCGCACAAUUAUGACCACCACAACUCGGUGUAUUGACUGGAGCUGUUUAAGUAAAAGGACGGAGGAGUGAUUGUAUCAUACAGCGAAUGACAGCACUAAUCACAUAAACUCACACCUAGAGGAACCGAGAGAUGGAUGGAAACUGUAACAUUAAAAUGCAUACGUAACAGAGAUGUAACGACGCUAAAAUUGCCGUACCAGUAUUAUCUAUUACUCAACUUUUAGUUUAAUUCGCCCUGAUAAGAAAAUUUCUUGGGCGUUUAAUUGCGCCUGGAUUGGGGGCUUUUGUAAAGUAAUCCAAGAAUACGAGAAAAUGUUAACUUAGUGAUGAAGUUAACCAUAACAUUCCUUUCCUCUAUUGCCCAGUAAAACAAAAAGAAAAGAAAAAACGAUGUAUACGAUCUGUCAAUAACAAGAAGUAGGCUAAUAACAAGAAGUAGACUAAGACUUUUUUAUUCCGUCUGUCAAGCGCAGACGGUUUCCGGCAAAGCAAAACGGAACUCUGCGAAACCAAGUAUACGAUUCGAGUGCAUUCUCUGCCUACUGAGAGAUUGGAAAAGAGCAAGAGUAAAAACUAAACAAAAAAGGGAAACUCUCGAUAAUAACAAGUUUGUGGUUACAAGUAUACUAUUCUACUCGUCAGCAAAUCUAUUUAAGACAUACAAAAUUCACAGCAAAUGAUGUUAUCCUUGCAAGUAAAACGAAAAUAAACGUAAAAAACUGCAUUUAAAGCGUAAAUUUUGCUGUAAAUGCUGAUACUUUGAAGUGUAAAUAAAAAUGAAAAAUCAACCAAACUCUGAUAUAAGGAAAAGAAAGGGACAACAGUGUAAUGCGUCUUAUGUUUUUCACACAAUCAUUUUUCGUUAUAAAGAAAAAAAGAGAGAAUUUUAGUUUGUACAGAGGAAAAUAGCUUCGCUGAAGAUGCUCAGUUUCAAUUCAGUUUUGUAAAAAAAAAGAGGAAUUGCAAAAGACAUGAUAAAUAUAGUCGAUUACGUUAGGUAAGCUAAAUAAUCGUGUAACAAGCGCAGCGCGAUCAACAUGUGAUCCAGAAUAGUGGACUAAAAUGCAUGAUGAGCCCAGUGUAUACGGAACGAUAAACAUUUCCAGUAAGCCAAGAAACUAAGAACCGAUGUAUGUUAGCAAAAUAUUACAUUAUUGAUAUCGAAUAAAAAUGGAUAAAAUACUUAUGCUCUGUU
Molecule: messenger RNA, 3399 nt
Organism: Wyeomyia smithii (pitcher-plant mosquito)
Lineage: Eukaryota; Metazoa; Arthropoda; Insecta; Diptera; Culicidae
Gene: otp
Product: homeobox protein orthopedia
Exons: 8
Coding region: 1103-2239 (378 amino acids)
Biological process (GO): neuron differentiation; regulation of DNA-templated transcription
Molecular function (GO): DNA-binding transcription factor activity, RNA polymerase II-specific; DNA binding
Source: RefSeq, a predicted model, not a curated record